AUGUCACAAUCACCAGAUGAAAUCUAUCAAGAAUUAUUUGACCAUGUACAACGAUCACGUAUAUUUCCUGACUCGAAAACUUUUUGUGAUGUAAUUCCACGUAAACUUCAACCUAAUGAGAUUCUUGAAAACUAUCGAAAAGAAAAAAUAAAGACAACAUUUGAUCUAUCUGCAUUCGUUUUCGAUCAUUUUAUCAUACCAAAUUCAGCAAAUGCUGUUGUUAAUGAAGGCAGAACAACUGAAGAACAUUGUCAUCAUUUAUGGCCACUAUUAACACGAGUAACAACGAAAGAGAAAUUUUCAUCAUUAAUUGAAGUUCCAUAUCCAUUUGUUGUGCCUGGCGGACGUUUUAGAGAAUUCUAUUAUUGGGAUACUUAUUUUACAAUGUUGGGUUUACUCCGAUCAAAUAAACUAGAAUUGUUGAAUAAUAUGUUGGAUAAUUUUGCCUAUUUAAUUCGAACUAUUGGACAUAUUCCAAAUGGAAAUCGAUAUUAUUAUAUGGGUCGAUCUCAACCACCCUAUUUUUCAUUGAUGACGGAAUUAGUAGGAAAAACAGAAAAAUAUAAAGAUGAAUUAGAGAUGGAAUAUCAAUUUUGGAUGACGAAAAGAUCAGUCAAACUUGAUGAUGGAACUAUUCUUAAUCGAUAUUACGAUGAUCUAAGUAAUAAACCAAGACCCGAAGCUUUUCUUGAAGAUACAGAAAUAGGCCAUAAGACGAACAAUCCUAAUAUCUAUGUGAAUUUACGAGCAGCUGCCGAAUCUGGAUGGGAUUUUAGUUCUCGAUGGAUGGAAGACGAAAAUGAUUUAUCAACAAUUCAAACAACUAAUUUUAUUCCUGUUGAUCUUAAUUGUUUAUUAUAUCAUUUAGAAUUAAGUUUGGGUAAAAUAACUGAAGCUGAACAUCGUCGUCAAGCUAUACAGAAAUAUAUGUGGUCGAAUGAACUUCAAUUUUUUAUGGAUUAUAAUUUUAUUAAAAAACAACAAUCAAAUUGUUUAACAUUAGCUGGCGUUUUUCCAAUGUGGCUCAAAAUUGCAAACUCGGAUCAAGCGAAACAUAUUGCUAGUCGGAUUGAAUCAUUAUUUUUACGUGACGGUGGUUUAUUAACUACCCUAUCAGAAACAAGUACACAACAAUGGGAUAAUCCGAAUGGAUGGGCUCCACUUCAAUAUGUUGCCUAUUGUGCUUUAAUUCAAACACCAGGUUAUGAAAUACUAGGUCGAACUAUUCGUGAACGAUGGAUGUCUUUAAAUGAACGAAUUUUUAAAGAAACUGGUAAAAUGAUGGAAAAAUAUGAUGUGGUCAAUAUGAAUAAACCGGUUGGUGGUGGAGAAUAUAAAACACAGGAUGGUUUCGGAUGGACUAAUGGUGUUUAUUUAGAAAUGCUUUAUCAAAAGCAAAUAGAAUCGUAA
This is a messenger RNA of Rotaria socialis, 1410 nucleotides long. The record is from the annotation of a GenBank genome assembly. Lineage: Eukaryota; Metazoa; Rotifera; Eurotatoria; Philodinida; Philodinidae.